Messenger RNA from Xyrauchen texanus (razorback sucker), 4858 nucleotides. Its product is annotated as gastrula zinc finger protein XlCGF8.2DB-like. Gene Ontology annotation, biological process: regulation of transcription by RNA polymerase II. The record is from RefSeq and is a predicted model, not a curated record. Bases 3562 to 4614 code for a protein of 350 amino acids. The transcript has 5 exons. Lineage: Eukaryota; Metazoa; Chordata; Actinopteri; Cypriniformes; Catostomidae. Gene Ontology annotation, molecular function: RNA polymerase II cis-regulatory region sequence-specific DNA binding; DNA-binding transcription factor activity.
UGCACAAUUCAUUUUAUUAUGUUAUUAAAGUGUUCCAUGUAAUGCUUGUGUGAGUUUUCUUUCUUAUUGAACACAGUAUAUGACAGUAACAUUCUCAGCUGUCAGGAUGCAUUCCUCCUGCUAUAAAGGGGGUGGUUUUAAGACAAAGAUAUAACCUAAAUACUUGUGAUGUUGUUUUAUUUAUCUACAUUUCCUUUAACUUUUCUCAGUAAAUUGCAUUGAAAGCGUACUUGUUGGGACUAGAGUUGCAAAAUUCUUGGAAGUUUCAAAGUCGGAAACUUUCCAAUGAAAUUAAUGGGAAUAAACUGGACAUUAGCAAUAUUGCAGGUUAGCCUAUAACAGGAAACUUUAAUGUAGUUGGAAAAAAAAAAAAUUCUCGCAGCAUAAUCUUGGUUAAAACAACCACAUUUUAUGAAAAUUCAGUUGAAUCUCUACCCUGUGAAUUCCUCAAUCACAUGCACACUACUUACUACAGGCUACUUACUACAGGCUACUUACUACAGCAGGUAAGUCAAGUAAGUUUUGGUGAUAUUACUAGGGUAAAUAUAUUUGAUCUAUGGUAUUAAAGUUUAACAAGCAAAAUACUAAAUCAAAAAAUGUGUUUAUACAGUAGCUAGCUAGACCGUAACACGAAUAUGCUAAAUGUAAGCUAGCUAACACCAUUUCAUUGACAGUUUAAGAGGCUAGAUAUCAUGCUGCUAUUGUUUCUUCUGCCUUGUGCUAGCCAAUUUUCAUUUAUCAUACAAGAACGUAGGUAAUAUUUUGAUUUAGCAUGCUGAUUGAGGAGUGUUCAUCUAUUCAUCUAGCCUAUUUCUAUUCAUUUGUCUUGAAGCUUGUGUUUUUUACAAGCUUUUUUCUAAUCUUAUUCUACAGAACAAUGCCACGUGCGCCAUCUGAUGUGUGGAUACAUUUCACCUCAGCCGAUGUAGAAGUAAAGGCUGUGUAUAUUUGCAAAUACUGUGCGAAGACAUGUGUUACGAAUGCCUCAAAGAUGCAGCAGCAUAUAGCUAAGUGCCCAAAGGUUUUUCCAAAAUUUCCCAGCUUAACUUCCCAUGGAAAGUUUCUGGAAAUGUUCUGCCCCUUUGCAACCCUAGUUGGGACAGAAAACCAUCAGAUUUAAUUUAUUCGAAGUUUAUGAACUAAAGUGGACAAUGGAGCUCUCUUGUGGCCAAAUAACACAAUUGCUUUUCUAAAAAUAAAAAAAAAGAUGGGUUAAGAGGAAAAAGAGAAAUAUGAUCAAUAUAUCCAGGUAUUGUGCCUUGUGAGAACGGUUGCAUAUUUAGCCUAUAAAAUCACAGUUAUGUGAGUGAGAACACAUUAAUUACACAUUGGACAAUAUUUUUAAGCCAUGAUGUAUCAGCUAUUUUUCAUUUUUGUUUUGGGACCAGUGAAAAUUUUGGCAGGGCAAGUUAAAGUCUGAAGCAAUGGGUAGUGAAAUUCAAGUACUCAGGCCAAUUCAGGCCAUCACUUUUAUGCUGCUUUAUAAAGCCUCUUUAUUUCACACCAAUUUAUUUCACCUCAUUCAUUAUGGUGAUGUCUUUGAUCUCCUGUAAACUGCAACAUUAAGCACAUUUCAUUGUGUCUUCAGGAACAUCACUGAGAUAAUUGAACAUUUAUUACUGAACAUUUAUAACUGUUUCCAGUUUUCCUUUUAGGAUUUGUGUAUUUUUUCAAGUUUGAACCAAACAGUGUGCUUAAAUAAAUAUACAUAUUAAAUUAUAUAAAACAUAUUAAAAGAUAAUGCAAGACAGAUGACAGAGAAUGAGAACUGUGAGUAAAAUAAAGAAAAAUACAGCCUAUACAUUCAGAAUCAGAAUCAGCUUUAUUGCCAAGUAUGCUUACACAUACAAGGAAUUGGUCUAGGUGACAGGAGCUUCCAGUCAACAAUACCAAAAACAGCAGCAAGACAUAGGUAAUUAAAAACAAAAAAGAACACAAAAUAAAUAAUUAUACAUACACUCACCUUCAUACAUAACCACAUACACACGUAGUGCAAAUCUAAUACAAUCUGUUAUAUAAAGAACAAAAACCUGUAUAUUAUGUACAGAGCAAUGUAAGUAAUGGCAGAAGUGGAUAUGUUGGAUAAUAUAAAUUAAAAUCAAAAUUAAACUGUGUAUUGCACAUAAUUAUUGCUCAAUGGGGCAAUUUAAUUGUUCAUUAGAUGGAUGGCCUGAGGGAAAAAAACUGUUCCUGUGUCUGACGGUUCUGGUGUUCAGAGCUCUGAAGCGCCGGCCAGAAGGCAACAGUUCAAAAAGGUAGUGGGCAGGGUGAGUGGGGUCCAGAGUGAUUUUACCAGCCUUUUUCCUCACUCUGGAAGUGUAUAGUUCUUGAAGGGGGGGCAGGGGGCAACCAAUAAUCCUCUCAGCAGACCGAACUGUCCUUUGUAGUCUUCUGAUGUCUGAUUUCGUAGCUGCACCAAACCAGACAGUUAUUGAAGUGCAGAGGACAGACUCAGUGACUGGUGAGUAGAACUGUUUCAGCAGCACUGGUGGCAGGUUGAACUUCCUCAGCUGGCGAAGGAAGUACAACCUCUGCUGGGCCUUUUUCACAAUGGAGUCGAUGUGUAUCUCCCACUUCAGGUCCUGUGAGAUGGUAGUGCCCAGGAACCUGAAUGACUCCACUGCUGCCACAGUGCUGUUUAGAAUGGUGAGGGGGGACAAUGUUGGGGUGUUCCUCCUAAAGUCCACAAUCAUCUCCACUGUUUUCAGCUCCAGGUUGUUUUGACUGCACCAGAAAGCCAGCCGUUCAACCUCCUUUCUAUAUGCAGACUCAUCAUCAUCUUGGAUGAGACCGAUGACAGUGGUGUCGUCUGCAAACUUCAGGAGCCUGACAGAGGGGUCCUUGGUGGUGCAGUCAUUGGUGUACAGGGAGAAGAGAAGUGGGGAGAGCACACAUCCCUGGGGGGCACCAGUGCUGAUGGUACAGGUGGUGGAAGUGAAUUUUCCCUGCCUCACAAGCUGCUGUCUGUUCGUCAGAAAGCUGGUAAUCCACUGACAGGUUGUUGAGAAAUGAAGGUGGCAAUAUUCGAGGAAGACAUCCGGAAGGAAGAGCAAACGAACAUUGAUGUUAUCCAUCUCUCUCUUGGACAAUCGCAAAGAGAUGGAAACAGCUCAAAAAGUCAUUUUAAACAACUGUGACAACAACUCUGUGUAAACAUAAGAAGGGACAAUCCCCCCGGAGCAACCUGGAGUUAAGUGCCUUACUCAAGGAACCUGUGACCUUCUGAUUAACAGCCCUGUGCUUUAGCCACGACACCACCAGCACUCAAGAAAAGAUCAACUUAAUCAGUAAAUUGGAUCCUUCACCUAACAGCAAGUUUCAUCAAGAACCUUAUUUAAUAAUCAUAUGGGCAAAUAAAACAUGAAGAUACUGAGGAACAAAUAGAUCUGGUUCUUUGGGCCUCCAAACAUCACAGCAGUAACAAUUCACACCUUCAUUGAAGCCACUCCCACAACAAAUCACCAAUAAAUACUGUGAAUAUUCCCAUCAUCCUACAAGAGAAGUUCUUCAGACCAGCAGGAAGAUCUCCAGGUGUAACAACUGAAAUCUGUGUGAUAUAAUAUGGAAAAGAUGGAGUUUAUUAAAGAGGAGAAAGAAGACAUGAGUUAUCUAGAGCCAUACAACAUAAAACAUGAAGAUACCGAGGAACAAAUAGACUUCAUAAAAGUGAAAGAAGAAAGCCAAGAACUGAAUGAAGUGGUGGAGGAACAUCAGGAUCAGAAGCCUCAUUUCUUAAGUGGAGAAACACAAAACCAAACUCAAACAACAGAGGACAAAAACUCUUUCACCUGCUCUCAAUGUGGAAAGAGUUUUAAACGUAAACACACACUUGAGAUGCACUUGAGAAUUCACACUGGAGAGAAACCUUUCACAUGUACUCAGUGUGGAAAAAGUGUUGCACGUAAAGACAAUCUUAAUAACCACAUGCGAACUCACACUGGAGAGAGGCCUUUUACAUGCCCUGAGUGUGGAAAAAGUUUUGCACGUAAAAACAAUCUUAAUAACCACAUGCAAACUCACACUGGAGAGAAACCUUUCACAUGUACUCAGUGUGGAAAAAGUUUUGCACGUAAAGACAAUCUUAAUAACCACAUGCGAACUCACACUGGAGAGAGGCCUUUUACAUAUCCUGAGUGUGGCAAGAGUUUUAAAUGGUUAACCAAUUUCAAAGAUCAUCUACUCUCUCACUCUGGUCUAAAGCCUUUUCACUGUGAUCAGUGUGGUGAAAGUUUUAUUUCAGCAUCAGUUCUAAGAAAGCAUCUGAAUCUUCAUGCAAGGCCGUACUUGUGUUGCUGUGGAAAGAGUUUUUCAUGGCUGAACAGCUUGAAAGCUCAUGAGAAAACACACACUGGUGUUAAAGAUCAUGUGUGCUCUGACUGUGGAAAGGGCUUCACUGCAGCCUGCGACUUGAAAAAACACCAGAGAAUUCAUACUGGAGAGAAACCGUACAAGUGCUCACAUUGCGACAAGCGCUUCACUGUGUCAGGAAACCUGAAAACACAUGAGAGAGUUCAUACUGGAGAGAAACCGUACAAGUGCUCACAAUGUGAUAAAAGUUUUGCUCACACGGGACCAUUGAAAACACAUCAGAGAGUUCACAUGGAUAGAAACUGAACCAGUGCAGUCUAUGUGGGAGGAGUUUUACUCGAUUGGCGUAUCUAAUUAUUCACAAAUAAAAGCAAUGUUCAGUAAGGCAAUGUCAUAUGGAAUAAUGUGAGAUUUAGGUUUAUUAAAAAUAGGAAUCAUCCAAUCUAAAAAGUUUGCAUUAUUUACAUGUAGAGUAGUUCAUUAUUUCAUUAUUAAUACAACUUUCAAAACAAUCAUGUAAAAAAUAAACACUUAUGCUAAAAUGAACUGA